Desarmillaria tabescens is the source of this 1126-nucleotide messenger RNA. Its product is annotated as glycoside hydrolase family 61 protein F. The transcript is spliced from 12 exons. Bases 61 to 819 code for a protein of 252 amino acids. The record is from RefSeq and is a predicted model, not a curated record. Lineage: Eukaryota; Fungi; Basidiomycota; Agaricomycetes; Agaricales; Physalacriaceae.
CUCGAAGAAACGGUAUAAUAAAGAGAGUAGGUUUCGAGUCGAACACAAAUUAAUUGCACGAUGUUGACGACGGUUCUUCCUUUACUUCCUGUACUCUUGAGCGCCGUGAGGCUCGUUUCGGGCCAUGGCUACGUUCAAGAGAUCACUCUGGGAUCGACCAAAUAUACUGGAUAUCUCCCGUAUUCAGAUCCGUAUUACAAUCCGGUUCCCCAACGCAUUGUACGCCAGAUUCCAGGAAACGGCCCUGUUGAGGACCUCACGCUAAUCGAUCUCCAAUGCAACGGCUACACAGCCGGAGGUUAUUACACUGCGCCUGCACCAAUUUACGGGACUGUUGCUGCCGGUUCCAAGGUAGCUUUGAACUGGACGACGUGGCCGGACAGUCACAAGGGUCCAAUGAUUACCUACAUGGCUCGCACCCCCGACAACGUCAACAUUACUGCGUGGAGUCCUGGUACUAGUGCUGUCUGGUUCAAGAUUGCUGAAAGCGGGAAGACUUCGGCUGGUCUUUGGGCGGCUACCGACUUGCUCACGGCAUCCAACAGCGUGUACACGUUUACUAUCCCUUCUUCCCUCAAGCCCGGACAGUAUAUUAUCCGUCACGAGAUAAUCGCACUACACUCAGCCUUCAGCUAUCCAGGUGCUCAAUUUUACCCAAGCUGUAUCCAAGUUCAGGUCACAGGAUCGGGAACUGCUUAUCCAACCUCGUUUGUCUCCUUCCCCGGUGCCUACACUCCUUCUACCCCAGGAAUUGUCUAUGAUGUAUAUACCAACACCUCAGCCUACCCUAUUCCUGGCCCCGCGGUGUGGACUGGUUGAAAUCUAGGCAGUACGGUAUUUAUGUCUUAACGAGAAACUGUCUUCGUAAUUCAGCGCUAUCUGCAAGUAUGCAUGCCUACCACACCACAGCUCCUUGAACGAUGUUUAGAUGCAGUAAGACGUGCAAUGAAUAGCGGUAUAUGUUUGGAGUCACCGGAGCUGCCGUUACUUUCCAUUCCAUUCGCCUUUGGAUAGGUUCGAUUUUAACCUUAGCAGUGCGGCUACUAUCCCAAGUGUCCAAUUCUCAAUCCUGGUGCUCAUUUGCAACGAAGUCAAGCUCGUUGAGAUCGGGUCAGAGAGCUUUCUA